This is a messenger RNA of Aedes albopictus (Asian tiger mosquito), 768 nucleotides long. RefSeq lists its product as uncharacterized. The record is from RefSeq and is a predicted model, not a curated record. The coding region runs from base 269 to 667 and encodes 132 amino acids. The transcript is spliced from 2 exons. Lineage: Eukaryota; Metazoa; Arthropoda; Insecta; Diptera; Culicidae.
UGGCGAUAGAAUUUAAUUAAGUUUUCCGCCAGUCUCCGUUAACAGACACACUGCACUAGCGCUACCUGAGAUAGAGAGUAUCCGACAGAUCUCCUUCGCGGUCGUGUGAUUCCGACUCAUUUCCACCGUGUUUGGCCUGUGCGUGUGUCGCUGGAAAAGGGGGAACGCGCGGUGUCCUCUGCGGCGAAGAAUUUCAAUAAAAAAGUUUUUUGCCCCAUUCGCUUCCAGCUUGAACGGCGAAAACCAAGUGGUUGACAUAAGCUCGAAAAUGUCGGUUAAAUUGCUCGUUCUUGUGGUGACGGUUCUGGGAUUGGCCGCUUUUGCAGCGACGACUGUCAAGCUUCCGUUUUCCUUCCAGGCUCAGCAGCCGGCUGAUAGCGACGCAGAAGCUGCGGCAGCGACGGGACCGACGUUCGAACAGCUGGUGGAACAACGGGUGGCGUCCACGUUGCAGGUGGUUAAUGUGCUCGCUGCCAAAUCUAGCGCUCCGGCAGAGGUGAAGGAGGCCGUUGUGGCAAACGCUCAACAAGAGAUGGAUGCUUGUGCGGCUCAGGCCCUGGUGGACAGACUUCCUGGACCGUUCUUUGCCUGCAGCGGACAUGUGAUUAGCAAUGCGAGUAAUGCGCUAAGUGUUGCAUCUUCUUCUGGUGCUGCCUCGGCAAAUUGAGGGUUUUCUUCAUGUGAUAUUCUAGUGCCUUGAAACAUGUGAUAUGAAGCAAUAAAAAUCAAUAAGAUUAUUUUACAAAAUGAAAUAUAAUUAAAAUUAAA